Messenger RNA from Tachysurus vachellii, 1672 nucleotides. RefSeq lists its product as uncharacterized. NCBI's taxonomy places the organism in Eukaryota, Metazoa, Chordata, Actinopteri, Siluriformes, Bagridae. The coding region runs from base 197 to 1249 and encodes 350 amino acids. The record is from RefSeq and is a predicted model, not a curated record. The transcript is spliced from 3 exons.
UGGAAUGGAUGGAUGGAAUGGAUUACUGUGGAUUAAUUCUGUUAUUUUCUUGAACGGAGAACUUUAUUUAAACGGAGAACUUUACACAUUACACAUAAGAUUCCAUACCUGUAUAUCUUGAGUGACAGGUGUCUUGUCCAAUGAUCGGAGACAACACUAACGUCUGUGGUUCUACAUCCAGCAGUAAAACACCAAAAUGAGUGAAGAAAUAAAAAUCAUCCUGAUCCUCAUGUCCAUCAUUUUCCUCAGCCAACUCUGCUGGACACAGGAAGCAGAAGACUUACAAAAUCAUUACACUUCCAAGUAUAAGCGGUUGUGUUACGAUGCUUGCGACAUGCACGGAAAGAAUUACCACUGGUGCAACACUUACAAGGGCUGGGAUUACUGCUCGUUAAAGAAGAACACUGACUAUAAAGGCAACGAGUGUAAAGAUGACCAUCCCUGUGACCUGCAUGGUAAGAAAUACUACUGGUGCUAUACAAAGACUGGGAGUUGGGGUUACUGUGGAAAAGUGGAGCCCAAAAAACACAAACAUCUAUAUAAAGGUUCAUAUCAGCAAGAGUGCAAGGACAAUUGUUCCUAUGCAAAGUCAGAGUCAUACUACAGGUGCUAUACAGAUGACGGCUGGGACUACUGCUCUCCAUCACCUGAUGUCACGUAUAAGAAUGAGCCGUGCCGAUCUGAUCACCAUUGCCACACCCAUGGCUAUGACUACUCCUGGUGCUGGACAGAUUCAGACUGGGGCUACUGUGGCAUUAUUGAGGACAAUGGAAUUUGUGCUACUGUCACGCGUCAGAAGAGAGAAUCUGGUCACAUAGAUGAGAUCUGUUUUCUUGACCACGCUAACAGAAAGAUGACCAAGCUGAAGCAAAAGUGGGCUCCUGGAGCAAUAACAGAUGGACAUAAAUAUACUAAAGAGAUGGUACAAAUAAUUGCAAAAUGGAACAACAAUUACAUAGACGAGGACAGCAAGUCCAAUGUCUACACUACAAGUAACCUACGUCUUAACCUACAGGGGUUUGUGACAAGGGAUAAAAUACAUUAUUUUGGCCUUCAAAUUGAGAUGAAAAUGCAUCAUGACGAACACAAGAGUUCCAUAGUUGCUGAGGUGUUCUUACCACAGACUGUCAUUCCAGAAAGACACGUCCAAAAGGCCAUUAUUGAGAGCUUCUGCAACCGUGCCAGGGUUUUUGUGACUUCGAGCAACAGUUCCAGUAGUGAGGAUAACUGUGUCUUGAUCCCAUCCUAAGAUGUUGAUUAAUGAACAUUGUGUCGUAAUCAAAAACUAAGCUGUUGAUUUGCAGUCAGUGAAAUUUUCUUAAGCAACAUUUAACAUUUAAACUUCUGCUUGCUGCCUGAAGCUGAAGAACCACAGCAUGCUUUUAUGUUUGAAGAGAUUUGUUUUACUUUAGAUUUGAUUGUGUAGAAAUAUGUAGAUCCUGUUUAAUGACCCCUAUAACCACAUCACUGAGAAAGUGACAUGAGCUGAUGAUCAGUACACAGAUUCCACUGAAUCAAAGAGGAACAUCUAAUGUUUUAGCUUCAAGCAACAGAGAAAUGUACUGAAUGAUUAUAUAUUAAUAAAAACCUUUACUGCUGUUGGCUACCUGCAAUAAUAUUGUUCAAAAUGUUCAAUUUCUAUUAUUCUAAUUCAAUAAAACAAAACAAAACA